Messenger RNA from Carassius auratus (goldfish), 4718 nucleotides. Its product is annotated as zinc finger BED domain-containing protein 1-like. The record is from RefSeq and is a predicted model, not a curated record. NCBI's taxonomy places the organism in Eukaryota, Metazoa, Chordata, Actinopteri, Cypriniformes, Cyprinidae. The transcript is spliced from 2 exons. Bases 2752 to 4491 code for a protein of 579 amino acids. Gene Ontology annotation, molecular function: protein dimerization activity.
UGAACAAUACUGUAUAAGGGUGCGAUAGAGACAAAAAUGAUAUCUCAGUAUUUUCCGAAAUGUUUAGCCAUAACAAAGUCAGACUAUAUUUUUCUGAGUGUGGUAGAAGAUGACUCCUAAAGUUAUUGAUAUGCUUCACAUUCUGCGUAGUCAGUUCACAGCAGUGAUGGAAAUUAAUAUUUUCCAACAAAGGUUAUUUUCACCCUUAAUGGGCAUUUUAUAUUUUUUCCUAGAAGAGUGCAUUAUAUUUAGCAUCAAAUUCUUAAAUUCAAUCAAUAAAGUGUCUGCAAAAAUAUAUAUAAAAUUAUACGUUUUAUAUGAAAUUCAGGGUUGUUACCAAACCAAUAAAAAUCUUUGCAAUGCAGAGGAAACACGCUGCAUCUGAAGAGGCAUUUAGAUGUAUUUACACACUGUUUAAUGCAGGACAUGAAUCCUUUAACCUGCAGUUACAAAUGCAGAAAUAAUGUUUUGAUAUUUUAAUCCUAAAACGUUGAAUAGCUUACUGAUAUUUACAAUUAUAAAGAAAAAGAAAAAUGGAAAGGUACUUUAAAUGUGAAUUGAAAACCGCCAGUAGGUGGCAAAAUUACACUAUUCCAGUUUUUUCUGAUCGCUGAAGCACAUUUUUUGUAACUAUUGGCUAUUUUUGCUAAACUCUAAACACAAAUAAGAAAACCUUUCACCCAAUUAUCAAAACAUUGUACUUCUCUUGCAAAAGCGAACACAGCUAGAUUAACUCCUUCACACCUUCGUAAAAAUGGUGUUUUUGUCGCCCCCCUUCUCGCGUGAGAAGCUACUUGACGUAAAGCGCCUUGUCAUUUUUAAUAUCUUUUUUUUUUUCAUUUGUGUGUGUGAUUUUGUCAAAUGUCUUAAGUGCUGUAGUUAAGUGCUUUUUUUUUCUUCUUUUUUUUUUUGUUCGGAGCAAAAAGAAAGAAAAACCUGCAUGUUAUAACAAUUAGCUCCUCCAAAUCCCCAAAUAUUUCAUAAUCUUCAGAAUGCUGACGAAAAUAUGAUGAGUAAAAUUAAAAUUACACUGCAGUAUAUCUAAUCAAUGAACUUACAAUGUUAUUUAGAAGUGCACAUGUAAAACAACAACCAGGAACAACCAAUUCACAGCUUUCUUGUAAGCAUCAUAUAUAACUAAUGGCAACAAGAUAAGGACAGUAUAAACCAAAAAGACAACAUUUGUGUAAGUUUAAGUAUUUUGUCCACCAGAAAACAUAAAUUGAAAAAUGGCUUAAUGCAUUAAUAGUUAAAUCCAAAGGCCAAAUUCGAAAUUAACAAUGGACCAUGGGCCAUGAGUAAACACUUCAAUCAUGUAAUGUUUUAAUAAUUUAGUAGUUUAGAAAUUAUAAUAUUCUAUAAUAUUCAUAUAUACACACACACAUUACAAUUUGUGUCACAGUGUGAACUCAAAUAACACACAAUUAUCCAUAAGCAAGCAUUCAGUAGCAUCUCAGGAAAUUAUGAACAGGAGCACAGGUGACUGCUUUAAAAAUGCAUCCUAGCACUGGAGAGAGAGCUGAAAGAAUCACACAGUGUAGUACAGUAUAGUUACAGUACUUUAUUACAAUUACAGUGUUUUGAAUUUAUCUCACUAGUGUGCACUGGGCAGGGAGGUUGUCUGCACUGUAAAUUAUAAUAGUGAGUAAACCUUAUUUUAAAAAAGCAUGCAAACAGAUUGCCUUGAAAAAAACAAGUAAAGUGAAAUAAGAAUAGUAAUUUGUACUAACAAAGGUUUAUAUAUAAGUAUUGUAAACGUGUAACUCAGAAUUACUAUUUUCAACAACUAAAUUAAGUACAUUAUGUACGUAUUUCAAACAACUCGUUUAAAUUUAGCUAAAUCAAGUAACAUUUCCUGCAACUUGGAAUUUCUAAGUUGUAUUUACUUGAACAGAAAUGUAGUUUUGACCAAUUGCCUUUAAAAAAAAGUUACAAUUUAUCUAUUAACUUAAGUACUUCAAAAAUCUAUUACAAAUUCAUGACAACAAUGUUCUAUUCUUCACACACAUAAUUACCCUAAAUCAAAUGUAGUGACAGUUCAAAGUUAAAGAUGAUAUAUUUUUUUCAAUGUAGUUUUAACUCGUAUUACAAAAAUUUUGAAACAAAGCAAAAACAUUCUGCUUUUAGUUAUGUUAAACAAUGGAGGUAGUGGUCCAAUGAUUUUAAAUACGGCAAUGAGUUGGCCUCACAAGUUGCCAAUGUUUUUUUUUCUGUCCCAAGUCAAGCAUCAUAUUGUAGGUGCUCUUCACAGUAUCAGGGUAACCCACAUGUAGUGAUGCAAACGUAGCACAUGGUGGUCGGGAAGCAAAUGUUGGAGGCAGACCCUGGAGACUAUUCUUUGCAGUACUACCCUGAACAAUUAUGGCAGAAGACACUGGGUCAAGAUUUGGAGAAGUACUUCAUGGUCAGUGAUAGUCAGCAAGCCAACAGAUUAGGGCUGCAACAACUAAUCGAUAAAAUCGAUAAUAAUCGACUAUGAAAAUCGUUGUCAACGAAUGUCAUUGUCGAUUAGUUGGUCUGCUCACGUCACGGGGAGCGUUACUGAUGACGUCACUUUCAUGACAACAGUCACACACGAAAUGGCAGAGAGUAAUGUUAAUCGGAGAGAAAUGACAGAUCAAUCGGCGGCAGAAAAGUGUGCGCCCCAAGUCAUCUAAGGCAUGGGAGCAUUUUACAUUAAAUGCAGCAAAUAAGACUGUAAUCUGCAAGUUAUGCAAAGCUGAGCUUGUGUGUCAUGGAAGUACCACAGUAAUGCACGAACACAUGAAGAGGAAACACGUUGUCACGGAUGAAGGUGAAACAUCAGCACGAAAGAAACAGCUCACCAUGAGUGAAUUUGUUCAGAGGAGAAAUCCCCCAUGCACUCCUCAACAAGCAGCCAUUGUAACAGAUGUCAUACUUAAUAUGUUGGUAACUGACAUGCGGCCAAUGUCAAUGGUGGAAUAUGAAGGAUUCAAAAAAAUGGUAGGCACACUCAACCCAGGAUAUAUUCUUCCCUCAAGGACCCACUUCACAAAAUUAAUGGAGAGGAAGUAUCAGGAGGCAUUCCAAAAAAUUAAGAGUGCUAUAAACACCACCAACAGUAGAAUGGCUUUAACUACUGAUAUAUGGACAAGUGUUGCCACUGAAGCUUACCUUGGCAUUACAUGCCAUUACAUUGGGAAUGACUGGAAGAUGACAUCUGUCUGCCUUACCACCAUGCCACUCGAAGACAGACAUACCUCAACCAACAUUGCAGAGUGGUUGGAAGAAUUAGCAGUCAAGUUUGAAAUCCCUUCUGAGAAAAUUUGUGCCAUUGUACAUGACAAUGGUGCGAACAUUGUGGCCGCUGCAAAAUUACUGGAGGAGAAACAUGGGUGGAGCAGUAUACGCUGCACUGGCCACACCUUGCAGUUGGUGAUUAAUGCUGCAUUAAAGAACACAGGCAUUCAAAGAGCUGUUGGAGCUGCAAGAUGUCUUGUGGAGCAUUUCAAAAAAAGUGAGCAAGCUUGCAGCAAGCUGAAAGACAAACAGAAACAAAUGGGCACACCUGAGCAUAAGCUUGUUCAGAAUGUAAGUACUAGAUGGAACAGUACAUUCUACAUGAUUAACAGACUGAUUGAACAGAGGUGGCCUGUAACUGCAACUCUAUCUGACCCAUCCCUCACUCACAGAGACAAACGCUAUCUUGACUUGAAACCAGACCAGUGGAGUCUGCUUGAAGAGCUUUGCACUGCUCUUAAGCCAUUUGAAUGUGCCACUGUUUUUAUGAGUGGGCAGGAAUAUAUAACAGUCUCUUCAUUGCCUCCACUUGUGAAAGGGCUCUUGAAGUCCACUGAAGGUGCUACCUACGAUUCAGCUUCAGUGAAGUCCUUCCAAGUCACAGCAGUUGAGCAGCUUCAAAACAGAUGGAAGGAAACACUCUUUGAUCAGGUAGAUAAUCCUGUGGUUCUCUCCUCUGCUCUGGACCCAAGGUUCAGAAGACUGAAAUUUCUGUCACCUGAGCAAAUUAUAACUGUUCAAGCUAAAGUGCAAGCUAAAGCACUUGCAGCAAGAAGGGAGAUGGUGCAACAGCAAAUUACCACCUCAACCAUAAGAACUGCAGCUGAACCUUCAACAUCUUUGCUUGACUCACUCCUUGAGUCUGGAGGCAGCAGUGAUGAAGAGAGCAGAGAGGAGAAAGCUGAGGAGGACCUCAACACUCAAAUAAGAAAUGAAGUCCUGGCUUACUUUGGUGAGAGGCCCCUAGCCAAGGAAGAAAAUCCUUUGGAUUGGUGGAGAGAUAAUAAAGAUAAAUAUCCCACUUUGGCAAAAUUAGCUAAAUCCUACUUGUGUAUCCCAAGCUCCUCAACACCAUCUGAGCGUCUGUUUUCCGCUGCAGGUAACAUAGCUUCCAAAAAGAGAGCCAGCCUCAGCCCGGAGCAUGUGGACAUGCUGACAUUUUUCAUUCCAAUUCAAAGUUUUGGAAGAGUGAAUAAGAAACAUGUUCUUAUGAACAACACUGAACAGUGACAGUUUUCCUCUUCUUCUGCAUUCUACCUCUGUAUCAAACAGUAACGUUUGUUUGUUUAUUAUUUAUAAUUUUGAUAUUCCAACAAAAUACGCUGCUUAAUAUAUUAUUACAAACAUCUUUUUGUCCUAAUUUCAUAAUGUGAAGUUUAUAUGAGCAGCACAACUCAAUAUUUUGUUUUGUUUAUUUAUAUUUUGGAUAUUUAAAGAAGUUUUAUUGUUUAAAAACU